This is a messenger RNA of Didymodactylos carnosus, 333 nucleotides long. The record is from the annotation of a GenBank genome assembly. Lineage: Eukaryota; Metazoa; Rotifera; Eurotatoria; Philodinida; Philodinidae.
AUGCAACAAUACCAAGUACUGAUUGCUGUUAUGGUGUACGCCAUGUUUACAAUGCAAACGAGUCGUUCAGAACUGGCUCUUCUAGCACCAUGCGUUGCACAAAACUGGAUUCCAUGUGGUUUGGGCAUCGGAAAAGCUGUCUAUCAAAAGUACAGUUCAUGGAGUAAUAUUGAUACAAGAGCUGCUUUUGGCACUCAAUGUCAGACACAAUUCAAAGGCGGUUUCUACAGGUGGAAAUGGACAUGGAGUGGCAAGUUUUGGUGUCCCUCAAUAUCAUCAACAAUAAAGGGUAAUAUAGGUCAACGUUUUAGCACUGCAAAUAGUCCAAAAUAA